This is a messenger RNA of Cladocopium goreaui, 381 nucleotides long. The record is from the annotation of a GenBank genome assembly. Lineage: Eukaryota; Dinophyceae; Suessiales; Symbiodiniaceae.
AUGUUGUGCCCCACUGACGUGACCACCGUGACAGAUUACUGGAAAAUGCUCAAGCCGGAAGACCAUGAAUGGGAACAUCUUGGCGUUAGACCUACGGUGGAAAAGGCCUUGCUUCAACAAUUGUACAGGGAAUACUUCACUGACGAGAUUGCGCCCCUGGAAACCACCAUCGACGUUAAGUAUGUCAUCAGCAGAACAGAUCCUUGGAGUUUGAUUCUUAUCUAUGAGAAAGAUUCUCAGCGUUGGCUCUCUGCAUAUAAACUUGCACCCCUGGCGUUCGCGGACAAGGAAGAUGAGGAUCGUGAUAAGACCUAUGUAUGGUUUGAGUUCCUACCCGAGUCCCCGGAGAAAGACUUCUUGAGCAAUUUGCUGCAAAGCUGA